GAUAGUGCAGGCCUUCCCAGCAGCAUUUGCCCCUGUCAGUCAACCUGACUGCCCCCCUUCUUAUCAGCUUACCCCAUAGGUUGGUCUCACUCUUUUUCUGUCGCUCUCACAUUAGUCCUGUUUGUGUCUCUGUUGACCAGUUACUGACUGCUCUCCUCUCAGCUGUUUAUUGCAGCCAACUGAUCAUUCAAGUGCUGGACUAAGAGACACCUGUCUUGUUGUGGUCCCAGAUUCAAAGCGAGGACACCUGCUUUUCCAAGGAUCAUUUUUGCCAGGAGUUUGGAACAAGUGUCUGGAUCUCAUCUUGGAAUAUCUUCUCUACACUGGACCUUGUCUAUUGGAGGCCAUUAUAAUUGGUGCAUUCCCUACUGUAGCAGUCUGAGUGUGUGUACGUACAAGUGGGUUUGAAUUUGUGAAGGGGGACAAAUAGGCUAAGACCUGCAGUGCUGGACUCCUGCAGUGAUUGCAGGGUAAUUCCUCACUAGUUGGCCCAGUCUUGGCUGUAAACAUGGCAUCGUUGAGAAGUUUUAUUCUUGCGCUGCUGCUGGCGCUGCUAUGCUCCUUCCACACCCCACUGGCUCCCACUGCCAAGGCACAGGAUCUGCCAUUCCGCUCCGAGCAAGGCCUGGUGGCUGAUGAUGACGACGACGAUGAUGAUCAUGACGACGACGACGACGAUGAUGAUGAUCACGAUGAUGAUGAUGAUGAUGAUGACGACGACGAUGAUGAUGAUGAUGAUGACGACGAUGAUGAUGAUGACGACGAUGAUGAUGACGACGACGAUGAUGAUGAUGACGAUGAUGAUGACGACGACGAUGAUGACGACGAUGAUGAUGACGACGACGACGAUGACGAUGAUGAUGACGACGACGACGACGAUGAUGAUGACGAUGAUGAUGAUGACGACGACGACGACGACGAUGAUGAUGAUGAUGAUCAUGAAGAUGAUGAUGGCGACGACGAUGAUGACGAAGACGAUGAUGACGAAGACGAUGAAGACGAUGAUGACGAUGAUGACGAUGAUGACGACGAUGACGAGGAACAUGACGACGAACAUGACGAUCAUGAAGGUUAUCACAAGGGCUCUCUGUGCUCAUAUUGUGACUUCUGUGAGCACUGUGACAGCUGUGAUAAAUGUCCUUGUGAAGAGGGAGACAAGUCUGAACACUGUGAUGAAUGCAAGAUGUGCGGUUACUGCCAUGUGUGUCCUGCUUGCCAAACUCUUUGCCAGCCUGGAGGUUUUCUUGAUGAAGUGACUGGAUCAAUCUACAAGACUGUAGCUGAUAUCUUUGAAGAUGAUGAAGAAAACUGAACCCAACCAAAUGUUGCCACCAUGUGGCCAAACUAAUGUUUCAUCUUCACAUCUGAUUUUCAUUGUUAUUUUUGUCUUUUUCCUUGAGAACAUGAUGACUGAAUAGAAAUUGUUAAAAGAAUAACUUGAUAUGUCUGUGUACUGUUGUUAAACAACAAACCUAAGUCGUAAUUUUAAGGAAAAUGAUGUAUUUGAAAUCAUAUUUGUGCUACUCAAACACAACGGGAUGUUAAAUAAAAAGAGGGGACAUUUUCA
This is a messenger RNA of Thunnus maccoyii (southern bluefin tuna), 1567 nucleotides long. Its product is annotated as sarcoplasmic reticulum histidine-rich calcium-binding protein. The coding region runs from base 509 to 1312 and encodes 267 amino acids. Gene Ontology annotation, molecular function: calcium ion binding. The transcript has 6 exons. Lineage: Eukaryota; Metazoa; Chordata; Actinopteri; Scombriformes; Scombridae. The record is from RefSeq and is a predicted model, not a curated record.